This is a messenger RNA of Rhagoletis zephyria (snowberry fruit fly), 1656 nucleotides long. Lineage: Eukaryota; Metazoa; Arthropoda; Insecta; Diptera; Tephritidae. The record is from RefSeq and is a predicted model, not a curated record.
AUGUCUCCACCAACCUCAACUUCCGUUGGCCCAGCUGCUGAUGCUGGCGUCCUCGAUGACAAUCACUGCUGUGCCGAGGUGAUCAGCAUGCUCAAGGAGACGCUCAACUACCACAAGGGUGAUCAUCAUACCUUCUUUGUUUUUGGUGCUUCGGGCGACUUGGCCAUUAAAAAGAUUUAUCCUACACUGUGGGCACUUUACCGCGACGAGCUAAUGCCCAUGAAGACGGCCAUCGUCGGCUACGCUCGUUCGCCGAUUUCCGUGGCGAAGCUGCGCACCAACAUCAGCAAGUACAUCAAACUGAAGGACGGCGACGAGGAGGAGCUCUUUGAGCAGUUUCUGGCGCACAACGUCUACGUCCAGGGCAAGUACGACGACCCGGAGGACUUCAGGAAGCUGGUCAGCACGGUGGAGCACCUGGAGCACGCGGAGGAGGGCAGCGAGGCGGUGGCCAACAACCGCCUCUUCUACCUGGCCCUGCCACCGUCCGUCUUUGAGCCGGUCACUAAGCUGAUCCACGACUUCUGCAUGAGCAAGUCGGGCUGGAACCGGGUGAUCAUCGAGAAGCCCUUCGGCCGGGACUACGACUCCUCGCAGAAGCUCUCCCGCCACCUGCAGGCGCUCUACAGCGAGGAGGACCUCUACCGCAUUGACCACUACCUGGGCAAGGAGAUGGUGCAAAACUUGAUGGUCCUUCGCUUUGGCAACCGCAUCUUCGGCCCAGUGUGGAACCGCGAGAACAUCUCCUCCAUUCAGAUCUCCUUCAAGGAGCCCUUUGGGACGCAGGGUCGAGGCGGCUACUUUGACCAGUUUGGCAUCAUUCGCGACGUGAUGCAGAAUCACCUGCUGCAGAUUCUCUGCCUGGUGGCAAUGGAGAAGCCGGUGUCCACCAGUCCGGAGGACAUUCGCGACGAGAAGGUGAAGGUGCUAAGGGCGAUGAAGCCGCUGACGCUGGACGAUGUCGUCCUCGGCCAGUACAUCGGCAAUCCCAAGCUGAAGGGUGACGCACAGCUGGGCUACCUCGAUGACCCCACUGUGCCUGCCGGCUCGUUGACCUCCACCUUCGCCCUGGGCAUGUGCAAAAUCAACAAUGAACGUUGGGACGGAGUGCCCUUCUUCAUGCGAUGCGGCAAAGCCUUAAACGAGCGCAAGGCCGAGAUUCGCAUUCAGUUUCGCGACGUUCCCGGAGACAUCUUUCAGGGCCAGUGCAAACGCAAUGAGCUGGUGAUUCGCGUCCAGCCCGGUGAGGCACUGUACGUCAAAUUCAUGACCAAGGAGCCGGGGAUGACCUUCCGCUUGGCGGAGACUGAACUCGAUUUGACGUACACCAACCGAUACAAGGAGGCCGUUUUGCCGGACGCCUACGAGCGCCUGAUCAUGGACGUCUUUGCCGGCUCACAGAUGCACUUUGUCCGUUCUGAUGAACUGGCCGAGGCGUGGCGCAUCUUCACUCCACUGUUGCAUGAAAUUGAAAACAAAAAAGUGGCCCCACUGCCCUAUCUGCACUCCUCUCGUGGCCCUAAGCAGGCAGACGACUUUUGCAUUGCUCGCGGUUUCAAGUUCUACGGCACCUACCGGUGGCACUUUCCCGAUCUGGAACAGGGCAACGGCAACAACGGCGAGGAUAAUGGAAAGGCGGUCAAUGGCACCAAGUAA